Messenger RNA from Acanthopagrus latus (yellowfin seabream), 2544 nucleotides. RefSeq names its product 5-hydroxytryptamine (serotonin) receptor 1B (gene htr1b). The transcript has a single exon. Gene Ontology annotation, cellular component: plasma membrane. Bases 344 to 1477 code for a protein of 377 amino acids. Gene Ontology annotation, biological process: bone remodeling; chemical synaptic transmission; regulation of behavior. NCBI's taxonomy places the organism in Eukaryota, Metazoa, Chordata, Actinopteri, Spariformes, Sparidae. The record is from RefSeq and is a predicted model, not a curated record. Gene Ontology annotation, molecular function: G protein-coupled serotonin receptor activity.
UCUGGAGAACUUCUGCCCUACAUGCGGAUUAUCUGUGGCAGCCUCCCAGAUGUUGGGGCACCAGGACGCGCUGCUCAUCCUUCACACACACACACCUCCCAUGUGCACAACAGUUAAGAAGUUUUUUUUUCUUCUUUUAUGGCUACAAAAGGGGGACGUUUGAACAGCGGGGAAUGGAUAUUUGCCGGCAUCUGCACAUUAAAACCUGAUGUAAGAGAAGAAAUGAGGAGGGGAGGAAUCCUUUUUCAUUUCCAGACCGACUGUGCCACUUUGCUGACCGUGUGGCGCGGAUAAGGCCACGCGCACGAACAUAUAGAAUAUGACAAAAAAGUGACUGAAAGUUAUGGAGGGCUCCGGUCAGGUCGAGCCAACUCUGCCGGUGAACACCACUAACGACAGUUUUAUCACUGAUCCACCCGCCGCGGAUGUGGGUGCGGAGAGUCUCGCCUAUCAAGUCAGUCUGGCGGCGAUCCUCUCCGCGAUCACGCUCGCCACCACUCUGUCCAACGCGUUCGUCAUCGCAACGAUCUCUCAGUCGAAGAAGCUGCAGACUCCCGCGAACUUUCUGAUCGCCUCCCUGGCCAUCACCGACCUGCUGGUGUCCAUCCUGGUGAUGCCCAUCUGCGUCCUGUACACGGUCAUCCACACCUGGACGCUGGGGCAGAUCGUGUGCGACAUCUGGCUCUCCUCGGACAUAACGUGUUGCACGGCGUCCAUCCUCCACCUGUGCGUAAUCGCUUUGGAUAGGUACUGGGCCAUCACGGACGCGGUGGAGUACUCCAAAAAGCGCACGCCGGGACGCGCGGCCGGGAUGGUGGCCAUAGCCUGGGUCAUCGCCAUCUCCAUCUCCCUGCCGCCCCUCUUCUGGAGGCAGGUGAAGGCGGAGGAGCUGACCAGCUGCAGCGUCAACACGGAUCACAUAUUCUACACCAUCUACUCCACCUUCGGGGCUUUCUACAUCCCCACCAUGCUGCUCAUUGUCCUCUACGGACGGAUAUACGUCGAGGCUCGGAAACGGAUCCUGAAGCAGUCCCCGAAGAAGGUGGGGAAGAGACUCACCUCCGCGCACCUGGUCACCAACUCCCCCGGAUCCGUGGCGUCCACGUCCUCUCUGCAGUGCGGGAGGCACGACGCUCAGUCCAGCGACACCGGCUCCUCAACAAGCGAGAACCAAGUGAAGGUGACGGUGUCGGACGCGCUCUUGGAGAAAAAGCGCAUUUCGGCAGCCAGAGAGAGGAAAGCGACAAAGACCCUGGGGAUAAUCCUCGGCGCUUACAUCGUGUGCUGGCUGCCGUUUUUCAUUUACACACUGGUGGUGGCCACAUGCGACACGUGCUUUAACCCCGAGUUGUUUGACUUCUUCACCUGGCUGGGAUAUCUGAACUCCCUCAUCAACCCGAUCAUAUACACCAUGUCCAACGAGGACUUCAAGAAAGCUUUCCACAAACUCAUGCGCUUCAGGUGCUGCAGGUCGUGAACGAGCGUCUCAUCGGUCUCCAGUGAGAUUUAUUUAUGUAUUUAUUUUUGGAUAACCAGUUCUGAGAAAUAAAAUAAGAUGAAAUAAAAAAUGUAUGAGAUUAUAUGAUGGUAAGAAUGUCAGAGGAAAAAAGAUAUGGAGCCUGGGCCAUUUUAAGUUGCGCAUGUGAAAAACAAACAAAUACAAAAAAAUAUAUGUAUUUAUUUACUCGAGACAGAUUUAAAAGCUCCAACAAGCGAAAGCCUGGCGUGAAGCUGCUCAGCACAGUUUCCCGUUUAUGAAACGCUCGUUUUCACACACCAAACAAACGAUGGAGAACUUUACGCACAACGCAAAACCACUCCAAUGUUGUUAUUUUAGCUCCUCCUGACGGGCAAAUUUGUUUUGCUGUCGGGAAAAAAUAGUGACGGGUUGUUUAGUAUUCUUUAUGGAUUUAUGGGGUUGUGCUGUAGCCUAAUAUAAAGCAAUGUAGCGCGUUGUUCCCAUGCGACGACUGAACCAUUACGCGAUAAGCAGCAGCUUAUAUCUGUACGAAAAGUAGUUUUAUUUUUAAAAAAAACCGCAGAUAUCUGUGUGAUAUGUGUGCUGAGGUGCGAUAACAGUGGUAUAUAUAUAUUUUAUUACGGUCAUGGACUGCUUGCUGCUGCCCUGUAUGGUUAUCUCUCUUAUUUAGAAAGGCACCCUCAUGGCUCCGAGAAAAGAAAAGAUUCAUAUCAGCGUCAAACAAAGAAACUGUCGCUGAUAUUUACCCAGCAGAGCUGAAAGCUGAUCCAUAAGUUCAAUUUUGCAGAACAAACACCGCCGCCGUGUGUUACUGUGUGCGUGUGUGGGGUCUGUUUGCUGCUACAUUCAACCUGUAUCUGCAGUAUGUGAUGAUCAUGUGUAAAACGGUUUGACAUCUCAUGGCUAAAGAGACUGAUUCGAGUGAGUGGAGUUCAUUAAAAAAAAAAAGAAAAAAAAAAGGAGGAAAUAAUGCUGGGGUUUUAUUUCAGCAUAAUGUGAGAUACAGGUCUGAUGUUCUGUUCCCAUCCAGAGAUGCUGUCCAAUAAAAGGCUUUCAAGUAUUUA